UCGCUGUGCCGCCUUACCCUCAAACUUGUGCAAAUCCUCUCCUUUUGUCUCUCUCUCCCCCUCCCGCAACCAUGACUAUCACGAUGGGUCCACCGCCUCCCCGGAAUCCUAAUCCCUCGACCGAACCCGAAACGGAAGCCCAAGACGUAUCCGAAACCAAUACAGCCAAAACCUCGAUGGGUCCUCCGCCGCCACCUCCUCCCAUAAACCCUAACCUGCAAAAUCCCCAAGACGAAGAAAAACAAGCAUACUCAAAUGUGGAACCCAAUUCAAUUGAAAGGCCAUUAAAUUCAAACCAAUCAUCUGUCCCUUACACAAUCCCUCAGUGGAGUGGACCUCCUUGUCAUCAUUUCUUCCUCGAGGUGCUUAAAGAUGGCUGCAUCGUUGACCAAUUUGAAGUGUAUGAGAAGGGAGCUUAUAUGUUUGGGCGUGUUGAUCUCUGUGAUUUUGUGCUUGAACAUCCCACUAUUUCGAGGUUUCAUGCUGUGCUUCAGUUUAGGAGCAGUGGCGAGGCCCAUCUUUAUGAUCUUGGCAGUACACAUGGCACUUCUGUCAAUAAGAAUCAGGUGACUAAAAGGACUUAUGUGGACUUACACGUGGGUGAUGUCAUUCGAUUUGGCCAUUCAACGCGCUUGUAUAUUUUCCAAGGGCCAUCUGAGUUGAUGCCACCGGAAAAAGACUUGAAAGUCAUCAGAGAAGCUAAGAUCCGAGAAGAGAUGUUAGACCGGGAAGCUUCACUUAGACGAGCAAGAGCAGAAGCAUCUCUUUCCGAUGGUAUCUCAUGGGGCAUGGGAGAGGAUGCUAUUGAAGAAGCUGAGGAUGAUGCUGAUGAAGUGACUUGGCAAACCUACAAAGGGCAGCUUACAGAGAAGCAGGAGAAAACCCGGGAUAAGAUAAUAAAAAGGACUGAAAAGAUUGCCCAUAUGAAGAAAGAGAUAGAUGCAAUACGAGCCAAAGACAUUGCACAAGGUGGGUUGACACAAGGCCAACAAACUCAGAUUGCUAGGAAUGAACAAAGGAUGACACAGAUACUGGAGGAGCUUGAAAGCUUGGAAGAGACUCUAAACGACAGUAUCCGUGAAAGCAUAGGUGCCCGUGCUGGAAAGAUUUCUCGCGGUAAGCGAAAAGGAGGGCCAGAGGAUGAGGAGGAGGACCUUGAAAGUGACGAUGAUGACUUCUAUGACCGAACAAAGAAGAAACCCACUGUGCAAAAGGUUGGUGAAACCCAGUCUAUUGAAACUGCUGAUAGUCUUCUUGAUAAGAGAGAUGCCAUCACAAAAGAAAUUGAAGGCAAGAAAGAGUUGCUGUUGAGUGAGAAGAAUAAAAUGGCAUCAGAAACUGGCUUAGAAACUGAAGCUGGAGAUGCACUUGAUGCUUACAUGUCUGGGCUUUCAUCCCAGCUAGAGCUUGAUAGGACAGAGCAACUUGGGAAGGAACUUUCUGCCCUUCAGACUGAGUUGGACCGGAUCUCCUACCUGUUGAAGAUUUCGGAUCCAAUGGGAGAAGCUGCUAAGAAAAGGGAUACAAAGGCACAAGUACCAGCACCCGAAAAGUCUAAACCUCCUGCAGCUGUUGUCCAGAAGCAGACUCCAAAGGAACCCAAAAAAAUCAGUACAUCUACAGAACCAGAAAAUUCUCCCAUGCAGAAAGAGGCAGUUGCAGAUGUCUGUACCGAAUCAACAAAGAAACCAGAAGAGAAUCUUGUUAGUGAUACAUCUGAGGGGGAAAAAGUUAUCCAUACCAUUGCAAAGCCACAGUGGCUUGGUGCUGUUGAGAACAAGGAAAUUAAAGAAUCAAAUCAAGUAAUAGAAGUAGAUACAAAUGAAGUUGAUGAAUUUGUUGACUACAAAGAUAGGAAGAAAGCACUUGGAAUUGUGGACAAUUCACAGGUUAAAGAGCCAGGAAUUGAAACUGCUUCCUCCGGUCUGAUUAUAAGGAAACAGAAACAGGUUAAGAAACCCGAUGUGGAUGAUAAAGCCUUGGAUCAAUCUACGGCAUCCGCUACAGGUGCUGAAGAAAUUGCACAGAAUGCUGUGGCACUGUUACUGAGGCACACUAGAGGGUACCAUGCAGAUGAUGAGGAAUUGUAUGAAACCCCUGAUCUGUUGGCCAGAAAUCAAUCUAAGAACGAGAAGAAGCCGAAACGAGUGCUUGGACCUGAGAAGCCUUCAUUUCUUGAUAGCAAUCCAGAUGAAACAUGGGUUCCUCCUGAAGGGCAAUCUGGUGACGGUAGAACUAAGUUGAAUGAUCGAUAUGGGUAUUAGUGAUUCUUGUCCUUAUAUCGUUUGAAUUGGAGGUGCAACGCAAUCUUAGUAGUGUGCCAUUCAUGCUCUGAAGAUACUGUACUGCUAACACGGUUGGCAUAAAUUGGCACCUCCGCACCGGGGGAUUAGCAUAGCAUAUUCGUCACGUGAAUGGGUUGAGAUGUCCAUUGGUUGGAUGUCUUUACCGGAAAAUGUGUAGGAAUGAACAGAGAUAUUGGAGAUGGUAUUGGUACAAAAGAAUGAGCUAGAACAUCACAUAAAAAUUUGAUUCUAUGCUUUUAAUG
Molecule: messenger RNA, 2548 nt
Organism: Hibiscus syriacus
Lineage: Eukaryota; Viridiplantae; Streptophyta; Magnoliopsida; Malvales; Malvaceae
Product: kanadaptin-like
Exons: 12
Coding region: 72-2264 (730 amino acids)
Molecular function (GO): mRNA binding; protein binding
Source: RefSeq, a predicted model, not a curated record